UUGCUGAUGGUUUGCUGUUUUGCGCUUUGUCGAAUUUGUUUAGUGCGGUGAAAUUACAAAUAAAACUUUAAAAUGAAGAUAGAAGAGGUCAAAAGCACUGCUAAAACUCAGAGAAUAUCAGCACACACCCAUAUUAAAGGACUGGGUUUAGACGAAAAUGGGGUUCCAAUUCAAAUGGCAGCCGGUCUCGUGGGGCAAGAAAACGCGAGAGAGGCUGCAGGUGUGGUCGUGGACAUGAUCAGGAGCAAGAAAAUGGCUGGACGCGCGCUGCUGCUGGCUGGCCCACCAGGAACAGGCAAAACUGCCAUCGCCUUAGCCAUAGCACAGGAGCUUGGCAACAAAGUGCCAUUCUGCCCCAUGGUCGGAAGCGAAGUAUACAGCACAGAGAUCAAGAAAACAGAGGUGUUGAUGGAGAACUUCCGACGCGCCAUCGGUCUGCGCAUCCGCGAGACGAAGGAGGUGUAUGAGGGGGAGGUGACUGAGUUCACUCCGGUGGAGACUGAGAACCCGGCAGGCGGAUAUGGAAAAACAGUAUCUCAUGUGAUCAUUGGGCUGAAGACGGCCAAAGGCACAAAGCAGCUGAAACUCGACCCCACGAUUUAUGAAUCGCUACAGAAGGAAAAGGUGGAAGUCGGAGAUGUCAUCUACAUUGAAGCCAAUUCUGGGGCCGUGAAGAGGCAGGGGAGGAGCGACACAUUUGCCACUGAGUUUGAUCUUGAGGCGGAGGAGUACGUCCCGCUGCCAAAAGGCGACGUCCACAAGAAGAAGGAAGUGGUGCAGGACGUGACGCUGCACGACCUCGACUGCGCCAACGCGCGCCCGCAGGGCGGACACGACAUCAUGUCCAUGAUGGGGCAGCUCAUGAAGCCCAAGAAGACCGAGAUCACUGAUAAACUAAGAAAAGAGAUCAACAAAGUAGUGAACAAAUACAUUGACCAAGGAAUUGCUGAAUUGGUGCCUGGAGUCCUAUUCAUUGAUGAGGUGCACAUGCUCGACAUCGAAACGUUCACGUACCUGCACCGCGCGCUGGAGUCCGCCAUCGCGCCCAUCGUCAUCUUCGCCACCAACAGAGGGCGCUGUCUAAUAAGAGGCACUGAGGACAUUGUGUCCCCGCACGGCAUUCCUCUCGACCUGCUGGACAGGUUGCUCAUCAUCCGCACGCUGCCGUACAACAAGUCUGAGCUGUUACAGAUUCUGAAAUUACGCGCAACGACGGAGGGCAUCGCUAUCGAAGAUGACGCGCUGGCCGCGCUCGCCGACGUCGGCGCCAACAGCACACUUAGAUACGCGGCGCAGCUGCUGACGCCGGCCAACCUGGCGGCGCGCGCGGACGGCGCGUCCCGCAUCGCGGCCGCGCACGUGGGCGCCGUGGCCGCGCUCUUCCUCGACGCCAAGGCCUCCGCGCGCAUCCUCACGCUGCACCCGGACAAGUACAUGAAGUAGACGCGUAGUGUCCCACCGGCUCCCGCAAGGUCUGAACAAACAGGAGGUGACAGAGACGUUUAGGCGGGGAAGCGACCUACGAUCCGGUAACCCUUUAUAAGGCGUAAGGGUUUGAGAUAUUAUGCACAAUUUAACUCUUUCUCUUUGAAACGUAGUCCAAAAUCUGGGGAGAACGAUGCUAUGUAAAUACGAUGAUUUUUUUCGGUGUCUCGUCACUUUGGCGCCUCCUCUAAUGUUUUAACCGAUUGAUAAUUUUAAUUUAAUGUUACAUUCUAGUUAUGUGAUAUCGGUAGCGUUAUUGUAUAAUUUACGAUUAUACUUUUUCGUUUUACAGUGAAAGCACUUAUUUAGUUAUAUGAAUGAAGCGCUUUCAAUUUUCUUUACGAAUAUUGUUUUUGUUGUUAGGUAUAAAUACAAGACGUGGAAGUAAAACAAAUGAUAAUAAAUAAGAUUUUUAAUUAAAUAAA
This is a messenger RNA of Cydia splendana, 1910 nucleotides long. RefSeq names its product ruvB-like helicase 1 (gene pont). The transcript has 10 exons. Lineage: Eukaryota; Metazoa; Arthropoda; Insecta; Lepidoptera; Tortricidae. The record is from RefSeq and is a predicted model, not a curated record. Gene Ontology annotation, cellular component: R2TP complex; Ino80 complex; Swr1 complex. Bases 73 to 1443 code for a protein of 456 amino acids. Gene Ontology annotation, biological process: regulation of transcription by RNA polymerase II; chromatin remodeling; box C/D snoRNP assembly. Gene Ontology annotation, molecular function: ATP binding; ATP hydrolysis activity; DNA helicase activity.